AAAAGGAAUAACAAAAAAAAACGAAAAAAUAGUUCUAUCGAUAUUUUAAUAUUGAUUAACUUUAGUGGGGCGCUGCUGCAUGCUUGAGUAAUGGUUCCAUAUACAACUGUAACGAUUAUUAUUGCAACAACGAGAACUAGCAUUCAAGCCGUGCGGCGUCAUGAGAGUGAAAAUGUUUAGUAUCAAUCACCGUCUCAAACAUGAUGAAAAUUGCUAAAAUCAUCAUUUUUGAACUUCAACCUCGUAAAAUCAACGCAUCAACAACAACACAACAUUUACCGUUAAAAAGUAACAAAUUAUCUGCCGUCACAUCGAUUUCUCUCGUCAUCCCGUGCGCCAACCCAGAGAGAUGUCCAAACACAAUAGAAUAGGUGGCAAAGACAAUAAACCUCAUCCGCGCAUCAGUUACCUAACUCACAGUCCGCAUCGCUCAAUGCCGCCGGAAAUUAUGUCUAUCGACGAGUCCGACACGCUGCUCGAGGAGGGAUGCGAGGCGUGCGUUGUCGGCGAAAUUGUCAGCGAAAGACGUGAUCGGCGCAAAAAUGGCUCACAUCUGCCGGAAACAAGCAUCAAUCGACGUCUCAUAAAUCCCGCUGUCACAAUUGUCGAGAUGACGACGCCCACAGACAAGGUAGCGAUACCUCUUUUGACCCCGCUCGAAGGCACUUCGCCAUCGCCGUACUCGGAAAAUAACACGACAGUCAAUUCAACAGGCAUCCAAUUGUCCAUGGAUAAGGGAUUGCACGAAUGGGGUGAGGCGACACGGAGUUUCGUGAAGGCACAACAAAGACGUCAUGCUGGCAGAGCAACGUUUCAAGGCAAAAUUUACAAUUUUUUAGAACGACCAACGGGAAUUCGAUGUUUCCUCUAUCACUUUGUCGUGUAAGUAGCACAAACUUUUCCUCUUAUAAUCUUCAUUAAAUAAUAAUUUGUGUGAGGUGGUCUCAUCAAAGAAUCUUGUGCGCAACGAAAAUGACGACAAUGAAUAUUCGACUAAUCGAUCAUGCCAAAAUUAUUCGUUUGCCCAUGAAU
Molecule: messenger RNA, 1032 nt
Organism: Culicoides brevitarsis
Lineage: Eukaryota; Metazoa; Arthropoda; Insecta; Diptera; Ceratopogonidae
Exons: 4
Coding region: 350-886 (178 amino acids)
Source: RefSeq, a predicted model, not a curated record